AUGUUACUAUUCAAAACUGAGAAUGGUGUGAGACGUGAUUUGGCAAGACGACAAGAACACAAUCUUAGAAUGGCUGAAAAUGAAAAAGAGAGGAAUUUGCUUAAAUACGAGAGUGAUGUCUCCACUGAAUCUGCAGCUGCAAUUCGUGCAAUUGCUGAUCAAAGGAAUGUAGAAUUGAAAAAUAUCAGAGAGUCUGCAAGGCAGGAAAUAAAUGAUUUGGAUUCUCAAAUAUUGAAUGAAGCUAUGAAAACAAGUGAACAAAUUGUACAACUCGAAAAGAAAGCUGAAAAUGAAAUUAAUCAAAAAUUAACAAUAUUGGAAAAAGAAAAAUUGACGGAGCGAAUGGAGUGGAAGAGGAAAGCUCAGGAAGCAGAGCAUAGCCAUGUUCAAAACCAACAAAUUCUAAAGGAACUAUGCAGAAAUGUAGAUGAAACAGAAAUCUCCGAGUGUCAAAAAACUAAAGAGUUGCAAAUUAAACUCGUUCAAGAAGAAGCAGCAAAAGAUGAAGAAUAUACGGUUGAAUUUCAAAAUGUUGAAAAACAGAAUAUGGACAAAAAGAAAGAAGCUAUGGAAGAGAAACAUCAGCUGGCAAUAAGACAUAAUGAAGAGGUUGAUUACCAAUCAAUUAAUUUUUAA
Molecule: messenger RNA, 636 nt
Organism: Caenorhabditis remanei
Lineage: Eukaryota; Metazoa; Nematoda; Chromadorea; Rhabditida; Rhabditidae
Exons: 4
Coding region: 1-636 (211 amino acids)
Source: RefSeq, a predicted model, not a curated record